Phaeoacremonium minimum UCRPA7 is the source of this 744-nucleotide messenger RNA. RefSeq lists its product as hypothetical. Lineage: Eukaryota; Fungi; Ascomycota; Sordariomycetes; Togniniales; Togniniaceae. The transcript has 2 exons. The coding region runs from base 1 to 744 and encodes 247 amino acids. The record is from RefSeq and is a predicted model, not a curated record.
AUGGCAACGCCGGCGGCAUCCGCGUUCUCCAUCCCCCGGUUUCUGCUGCCGCAGAACGGCGCGAUAUGGCGCCGGGUCAACCGCUUACAGCCCGGCACCGCACGGCAGCUCGUGGUGCGAUAUGCGUCCAACGAUGCAGCCAAGGGCUCCAAGCCCAUCGUCUUGGAGAAGCCGGCCAAGUUCAAUCCGCCCUCCCACGGAUCCCGGCUGCCAAAGCGGACCACUCCUCGUCACUAUGGCGGUGCUCUGAGUGCAGAAGAAACGCAAGCCCAGAAGAAGAAGGACUACCCAGGCACAAUGCCGGCGGACGGUACAUGGGCGAAUUGGUUCUGGACGAGCAGAAACUUCCAUCUCUGCAUCACUCUGGGCACUCUGACGUCUUUGGCGGUGUUCACAUUCGUGCAGAACUUCAGGCACACCUCCCCGUUCGCCGAGAUGCUCCCGGCCGGUUCUGAAUAUCUCUCUCAUCCAAUUGACUCAUUCGGUCAACUCAUCGAGGUGAUCCGCCUUACCGAGAACUACCAGUCCGAAAUAACGGCAGAGAAGAGAAAGAGGAAAGUGGACGACGUUGCCAAGCGGAAUGCGUACCGACAGGCACACGGCAUCACCAACGACGGCAUGUUCGCUAGCUGGACAUCCAAGUCUGAUGAGGAGUCGCUCGGGCCAGCAGUUCCCCCUGAAGAGGAAGCGGCCCGCGUGGCAGCGGAGGACGCGAAGCCGAAGAAAUGGUUUGGCCUUUUCUGA